AUGAAUAAUAAUUCCCCAACAUCUAGUACUGACUCCUCCAAGCCUUGGAGACCAUUCGCAGCAAAUUGUUGUUCAGCAAAUGACCAAACAAUUUUGGGCAAUUUCAGCCGUUGCAGGCCAUCCAGGUCAGACUUAUCCAAGAACAUUGCUCCAUUACCAUCGUUUCGACGAUUGUCCUAUUCUGAUCUUAGUCGUUCAUCGUCCACGCGUAUCAACGAGGAUCUUGCCCAAUCUUUAGGGCCUGAUUUGUAUGAUUUCCAGCUAAGCGAGCUACGGGCCAUAACCCAGAAUUUUUCUACCAAUUUUCUGUUAGGAGAAGGUGGGUUCGGGACUGUGCAUAAAGGUUACGUGGAUGAGAAUUUGAGGCAGGGUUUGAAGCCUCAAGCCGUUGCUGUCAAGCUUUUGGACAUUGAAGGCCUCCAAGGACACCGUGAAUGGCUUGCAGAAGUAAUAUUGUUGGGGCAGCUUCGACACCCACAUUUGGUCAAAUUGAUUGGGUAUUGCUGUGAGGACGAACAACGUCUCCUUGUAUAUGAGUUCAUGCCCAGAGGAAGUUUGGAGAAUCAUUUAUUCAAAAGGAUCUCAACAUCCUUGCCGUGGGGCACCAGACUGAAGAUUGCCAUUGGAGCAGCCAAAGGGCUUGCAUUCUUGCAUGGAGCUGAGAAUCCUGUCAUAUAUCGUGACUUCAAAACUUCCAAUAUCUUGCUUGAUUCUGAUUUUACAGCCAAAUUAUCGGAUUUUGGACUUGCCAAGAUGGGGCCUGAGGGCUCAAACACGCACGUCACAACUCGCGUUAUGGGCACCUAUGGUUAUGCUGCACCAGAAUAUGUAUCAACAGGCCACUUGACAACAAAGAGUGAUGUUUACAGCUUUGGAGUAGUACUACUAGAACUGCUUACAGGAAGAAGAGCAGUGGAGAAAUCGAGGUGUAAGAAUGAGCAAAACCUUGUUGAUUGGGCUAAACCUUACUUGAGUAGCAGUCGGAGGCUGCGCUACAUUAUGGAUCAAAGACUUGGCGGCCAGUAUUCUGUUAAAGGAGCAAAAGAAAUGGCUGUUCUGGGAUUGCAAUGCAUUAGUUUGAACUCUAAAGACAGGCCAAGGAUGCCAGCCGUUAUUCAAACACUUGAAGCCCUGCAACAGUACAAGGACAUGGCAGUCUCCUGUGGUCAAUGGCCGGUCUCCUCAAAAUCCAAUAAAAAUGGAGUUUCUGUUUCUGCUGGUAACAAAUUCAGGGCACAAGGUAGAGGUGGCGUUCAGAAAAAGUCCACUUCAGCUACUCCAAAUCGGAAGGAAGGCAUCAUGAUUCAAGUCUAA
Durio zibethinus is the source of this 1314-nucleotide messenger RNA. RefSeq names its product Protein kinase superfamily protein. NCBI's taxonomy places the organism in Eukaryota, Viridiplantae, Streptophyta, Magnoliopsida, Malvales, Malvaceae. The record is from RefSeq and is a predicted model, not a curated record. Gene Ontology annotation, biological process: protein phosphorylation. Gene Ontology annotation, molecular function: protein kinase activity; ATP binding.